This is a messenger RNA of Humulus lupulus (European hop), 2929 nucleotides long. RefSeq names its product receptor-like protein CLAVATA2. The coding region runs from base 450 to 2645 and encodes 731 amino acids. Gene Ontology annotation, cellular component: plasma membrane. Lineage: Eukaryota; Viridiplantae; Streptophyta; Magnoliopsida; Rosales; Cannabaceae. Gene Ontology annotation, molecular function: protein binding. The transcript has a single exon. The record is from RefSeq and is a predicted model, not a curated record.
CAUGACUCACUCUUUCUCUCUCUGGUCAGGCUGCUUAAAUAAAAAAAGAAGAGAGAGAAAGGUUUAGAUUCCUCCAAGCUCACUUUACUUUUUAACGAGCUUUAGAAAUAUCAUAUCAUAUCAUGUAAUUGAUAUUUAUUGUUAUUCUUUUUUACUCUAUAACCUCAAAGAAAAAGAAUUUAUGUAGUUCUCUUCUCUCUCACUCUUGAGUAAAGGCACAUUCCUUAUCACUGUUCCAGCUAACCCUUUUCCUUUCUUCCUCAUAUGUAAGUCUUUCUUCCUCAUAUGUAAGUCUUUCUUUCUGUAUAUAUCUACAUAUAUAUAAUAUUUAUAUAUAUAUAGAUGUGAAUCCUUAACUUGUUGUUUGUCGUUUGGAUGAAACUCACACUCGUCCAAGAUUUUGCUUGAAGAAAGAAAGUUCAAGCUUUCAUCCAUUACAUAUUUUUCUAAUGGGAAAGAAAUGGGUUUUGGCUUAUUGGACUUGUGAAGCUCUAAAAUUGCAUGUAGUACCACUUAUGUUGGUGAUUUUGCUGUCUUCUAUCGUUUCUCAGUCUGUUGAUAUUGACUCAGAUGAAAAGGCCUCACUUUUAAUGUUUAAGUCAGGGAUGGAAGAUCCUGGUCGGAGUUUGUCUAGUUGGGUUGGGUCUAAUUGUAGCAACUGGACUGGAAUCACCUGUGAGAACCAGACUGGUCAUGUGGUUUCAGUUAACUUGGUGAACAUGAACUUGUCAGGCCAAAUUCACACCAAUUUCUGCAGACUUCCUUUCCUUGAACAGUUGGUUCUGUCUCAAAACAACUUUACAUGCCCAAUCCCCUUGUGUUUUGGUAAUCUGCAGAGUCUCAAAAGUCUUAAUCUUAGUCACAAUCGGUUUCAUGGUAUACUGCCUGACACACUCAUGAGGCUUAGCCAGCUAACAGAGCUUGAUGUGAGUGGUAACAAGGAUUUGGGAGGCAUUAUUCCUAGAUGGGUUGGUAAUUUCUCAACCAAGUUGGAAAAACUUGCACUGGAUUUUAAUUCUUUUGGAGGCGAAAUUCCUGAAGAGCUGUUGCACUUGGAGUCUUUGAAGCAUCUGGACUUUGGGAACAAUAAUUUAUCUGGUAGUCUUCCUGAUUUUCAUCAGCCAUUAGCUUUUCUCAACCUUGGCUCCAAUCGGUUUUCGGGUACUUUGCCUUGUUUUUCAGCUUCAGCUCAGUCUCUCGGUGUCUUGAAUGUAGCUAACAAUGCACUUGUAGGGGGAAUACCUUCGUGUAUUGCUUCACUGACGAGUUUGACCCUUCUAAACCUUUCAUUCAACCAUUUGACUUAUAAGAUACCACCGAGACUUGAGUUUUCAGAGAAGCUUUUUGUAUUGGACUUGAGCAACAAUGAUUUAUCUGGUCCUCUUCCAAGCAAGAUUGCAGUGACAACAGAUAAAUCAGGGCUUCUCCUUCUUGACUUGUCUCACAACCGCUUUUCGGGCGAAAUACCUUUAAAGAUAACAGAACUGAAAAGCUUACAGGCAUUGUUUCUUUCACACAAUCUUCUUGUUGGGGAGAUUCCAGCUAGAAUUGGAAAUUUAACUUAUCUCCAAGUGAUUGAUCUGUCACACAACUCCUUAACAGGUUCAAUUCCACUGAACAUUGUGGGUUGUUUUCAGCUUCUUGCAUUGAAACUCAAUGACAACAAUCUUUCUGGUGAAAUCCAACCUGAGCUUGACGCUUUGGACGGCUUGAAGAUCUUGGACAUUAGCAACAACAAGAUUUCUGGUGAAAUUCCAUUAACUUUGGCAGGCUGUAAGUCGCUGGAGAUUGUAGAUUUCAGCUCAAACAAUCUGUCUGGAGUUUUAAAUGAUGCCUUAACCAAAUGGACAAGUCUCAGGUAUCUCUCCCUAGCUCACAACAAUUUCAAUGGAAGUUUACCAAGUUGGUUGUUCACGUUCGAAGCAAUCCAAAUGAUGGAUUUGUCAGGCAACAAAUUCUCUGGUUUCAUACCAGAUGGAAACUUCAACAUUAGCUUAAACUUCAACAACAGAGGAGACAUCAGCAAAAUUCCAAAGGAUCAAAGGAUCACAUGGCGUGAUUUGGGCACCAAAGUUUCAAUCUUUGUUUCUGGUAGCAGUGAACUAAGGUUCAUUUAUUUUCUGUCUUCAAUGGUUGGAAUUGACGUGUCUAGUAAUAUGCUACGCGGGGAAGUUCCAGCUGGUUUAUUUGGACUGAAAGGUUUGGAAUAUCUGAAUUUAUCAUACAAUUUUCUCAACGGUCAAGUUCCAAGUUUGGAGAAGAUGAAGAGCUUAAGAGCCUUGGACUUGUCACAUAAUUCUUUGUCGGGUCAUAUCCCAGGAAAUAUUUCCAGCCUUCAAUAUCUGACUCUUUUGAAUCUGUCAUACAACUCUUUUUCUGGUUUUGUUCCCAAGAAGCAAGGAUAUUGGAGGUUUCCUGGAGCAUUUGCCGGAAACCCAGGCUUGUGUGUGGAGUCCUCUGGUGGAGGGUGUGACUCUGAAGGCCUCCCAGUGGUUCCGGGGAAGGCAUUUGAGGACGACAAGGUCGACGGUCCGAUCUCUUUAUGGAUUUUUGGUUUAAGCACUUUUCUUAGCUUCUACUUUGGGAUUGUGACGCUCUUUUGCUCUGCUCGAGCAAGAAAUUACAUUCUCCAGACAAAGGUUUGAGAAACACAAGUUUUGCAGCAUACAUGUUUUUUUCUAGAAAAGUUUUCUUGCUAUGAUCAAAUAGAAUCUCCUAAUGAUGGACGAAUUUUGUUCUUCCAUGUUUAUCAAAAGCUGUUUCUGAUUGUGAAAAUGCAGCUAUAGAUAUGUUUGACAUCAAUGUCAUGAACAAGUCUUUGUAAUUAUUAAUGGAGUUGUACCCCUUUUGCUACAUAGUUGUGUAGAACUCUUCACCUGUGUAUUUCUCAUCCUGAAUGAAUGAAUGAAGAAAAAACUUUGGCCGUUUA